Messenger RNA from Diuraphis noxia (Russian wheat aphid), 324 nucleotides. Its product is annotated as histone H4-like. Gene Ontology annotation, molecular function: protein heterodimerization activity; structural constituent of chromatin; DNA binding. The record is from RefSeq and is a predicted model, not a curated record. Lineage: Eukaryota; Metazoa; Arthropoda; Insecta; Hemiptera; Aphididae. Gene Ontology annotation, cellular component: nucleosome.
AGACUUUCAAUCAUGACAGGACGUGGUAAAGGAGGAAAAGGUCUUGGAAAAGGAGGCGCCAAACGCCAUCGUAAAGUGUUACGUGAUAACAUCCAAGGAAUCACUAAGCCCGCAAUUCGUCGGUUGGCACGCCGUGGAGGAGUGAAACGUAUCUCCGGUCUGAUCUAUGAGGAAACUUGUGGUGUAUUGAAAGUAUUUCUGGAAAACGUAAUUCGUGAUGCUGUUACAUACACCGAACAUGCAAAGAGGAAGACUGUCACCGCCAUGGAUGUCGUCUACACUUUAAAGCGUCAAGGCCGUACUCUUUACGGUUUUGGAGGUUAA